Messenger RNA from Dicentrarchus labrax (European seabass), 5018 nucleotides. It is a transcript of the gene esama, whose product is annotated as endothelial cell adhesion molecule a. Gene Ontology annotation, molecular function: cell-cell adhesion mediator activity. The transcript is spliced from 7 exons. Bases 383 to 1759 code for a protein of 458 amino acids. The record is from RefSeq and is a predicted model, not a curated record. Lineage: Eukaryota; Metazoa; Chordata; Actinopteri; Moronidae. Gene Ontology annotation, cellular component: adherens junction; plasma membrane. Gene Ontology annotation, biological process: homophilic cell-cell adhesion.
AGGAAAGGACACAGGAUGACAAGUUGCAGAGUUGGAGUCGCCGCCGUCUCGAUAAGGACAGAGUCGCGGACGCAGCCGAGCGUUAAGAGGAGAGGGAGAAGAGUCGCGGAAGACCCUCGGAGUCGGAGGUGUUGAUCCAACUGACACUUUAUUAUCUCACGACAAAGUCGGAGAAGAGGAUUCCCGCGGCGGCUGGGAUUAGACGGCCCCCACAUUCCCUCACCUGAAGUGUCCCUUACCUUUCCCCCGACUAACGUCUGCCGGGAGAUUGAAGGAAAAGCACUUGACGGACUUGAGGAGCUUUGCCCGAGGCGAGACAGAGCUCAUACAUAAAGCCGGGUGAAGGACAUUAACACGAGUGGAAACUGUGGCUGCAUCCACCAUGGAGGUCUGUGGCACUUCCAGGAAACUUACUUUGCUCUCCUUCACCUUCCUGUGGGGGCUCUCAGGAAUAUGGGCCCAAAUCCAGAUGCCUCAAACCAGUAUGGAUGUGAUCAAGGGUAAUAUGGCUGUCCUGAGGGCCACGUACAGCACAGAUCCAAACAUUGACCUGAGCACCAACACCAUCCUCUGGAACUUUGUCUCCAACCAAACCCAGCUGAUCAUCUCCUACACCAAAGACUUCAUGAGCGUGGGCAGCCCCCAGUUCAAGGGCCGCGUUGGUUUCACCAGCAGCAUGCCCUCGCGCGAUGUGUCGCUGUACAUCAACAACACCCAGGAGUCCGACUCAGGACGCUACCUCUGCCAGAUCAUCAUCCCUGGUGUUCCGGGCCUCACUGCUGAGCUCAGCCUGGACGUGAAGGUCCCUCCUGCUGUUCCUAAGUGCUCUAUGUCGGGGAAGCCGGUGCUGAAGGGAAAUGUGACUCUGACAUGCACAUCCAGCACUGGGAAGCCCAUUCCUCUGUACAGGUGGAAGAAAACCAGUCCCACCAAUGAGGUCUUCUUCUCACCCAUGCUCAACGAGAAGACCGGCACUCUGAACCUGAACAACCUGAGCCGUAACAUGUCAGGGAAGUACGAGUGCACAGCCAGCAACUCGGCCGGAGCGGAGACCUGCCUCAUCAACCUGGAGAUCGUCACAUCCACCAAUGUGGGGAUGAUUGCCGGCGCCACAGUGGGCUCAGUGGUGGGCUUCAUCUUCCUCCUCCUCCUCUGCCUCUUUUUCCUGGUGAAGAGGCGGCGAGACAAUGAGGACGACAUGGCCAACGAAAUCAAGGAGGACGCUCAGGCUCCCAAACGUGUGUCCUGGGCUAAGAGCGGCAUGGGUUCAGAUAUCAUUUCCAAGAACGGCACCCUGUCCUCCAUCGCCUCCAGCCCACACCACAAAGAGCUCUCCCACCACCACCACCACCACAACAACCACCACCACCUGCAGCAGUACCCCCAGCGCCCCCCCUCAGACACUGCCUCCAUCAUCACUGCCACGGGCAGCACCGCCGGCUAUCGGCCAUCCCGCCACCAUGGUGCCUCCACCCCCACCCACUACAGCUACAACAACAACACCACCCUGCCGCGUGGACAGCCCAUCUCCUCAGAGGCCAGCACCAACGGGAGCUCCCUACCCAGACCGGAGCGCUACACCCAGCUGCCCCAGGCUCAGGCGCUGCCGCAGACCUACGGCCAGCCUCAGCUGCAGCUCCAGGCCACUCCCUCCCCGCCACCGCUGCCCACCUCCACAGUCACGGCUUCCAACAUCACCCGCAUGGGAGGGGUGCCCAUCAUGGUGCCUGCACAGAACCAGGCCGGAUCUCUGGUCUAACAGCUGACAGCGCUGGCAAAACAGUGGAGUUACUGCCCCUUCACACUCUCAAAAAGGGUCAGCUGAUGAUUUGUUUUUUAAAGGGAACGCUUUAAUUACUAUUUAGCAAAGAAUUCCAGUAGAUCAAAAGGUCAAAUUCACGUAUUGACGCUUGCUUUCGCGCCAAGAAGCUUUCAUGGCAAGACUUUCAGACAUAGACUGUUUACUUGCUCUAAGUAUACUUAUGUCUUUUAUAUUCUGUAUGCACUGUAUACAUUCUAUGUAUAGAUACGAUUUUCAUACAUUUGUUCAGUAUCCUCUUUUCUAUUUAUCUAUAUUUUUUUUUUUUUAAAUUUAGCUUUUAAAUGGUGUAUUAUAUAUAUUUUUCCUCCUGCCAUACUAAUUCCACAAAGUAAACAGUGUCCCACAGAUGAAUACACAGAUUAACUAAGUGGAAGGUUGUGCAGGUCUGCGGUAUUUCCAUCACCUUUACUUAAAAACUACCUAAGGGAGGAAUUAUCAAGACCAAAAUAGGUUUAAGCACAUUAUAUCAGCACUGUUCGGAGGAGAGAAUGUUGCUCAAAGGGAUGUGACGUUGUAUUAAUGAGUAUAUUGCUGCAGCAGACUUAUGGAAAGAAAGAUAAGACAACAUUAUACGUAUGAUAAAGUAUUCUAAUCCUUGUUUUGGCUUUACUUCUGUCUGUGGUUCAGCUUAUAAAAUGCUCUUAGACUCAAUUCUUUAAACACAGAUUUGCAAAAGCUUCUUAUAAUACUGAGCACUGUUCAGAACUGCAGUAUGGCGACUGUGCUAAUACAUCCACACUUGAGUUGUAAUAAUUUAAAGUUGCCUGCAGCGUUGAAAUUGUAAAUAUGGUAUUUAUUUUCUGUUAAAUGUGUGACGUAGCAUAUUGUUGGCCACAGCCUGUAUGGAACAUGCUGUAUGAUACAGGUCUGCCUGCAAUACUGGAUACGGAACCAAAGAUAUACAGUAUGUAACACUUCAUUACUUCUACAUGCUCUCUUUAUAUGCUGUGGUUUGUUUUCUAGUGUAGGUCAGCAGGGGUUUAAAUGGACAUGGAAGCAUUCUGGUUCACUGCCAAAAGAGAAAGGCUUUAGGGUUUUUUUUAGAGCUUAAACAUUCUUUCACAUUUGAUUGACACUGCCAGGAAGUGGUAAUGGGAACAGGUAUAGAUUUUCUCUAAAUCAGGGGUCUCCAACCUGGUAGCCUGUGAGUAGCAUAUGAGGUGCCCACAGAGCAUGUUCUGUAAUCUAAAUCUCAAUCAUAGCACUGCAGGUGCAGUGAUCAGAAACUAACGCAUGUACUGAGUUACUGAAGGAGGAUAAUGCUAUAAAGGUGUGCAGUUUUAGCAACCUUUGCAACUGGUUCCAGUCACUGGGAAUGUAUAAGUGGGUUCUAUUGUGUCAAAACAUUUAAAUAUAUUACUGAUGUUUUUAUGAAUUCAUGAAGUCUAUUGAGACUAGCCUUUAUUAGGUGCUCUUUCUCUGAGUUGGGCUUUUACAUUUUCAUGAUCUAUCAAUUCAUUUUACUCUUAGUUCAUAUUAAUCGAUCUCUCGUAAGUUCCUUCAUACCAUACCUUCCCCACGAUUCCAAAUGGAAUUGUUCAACCCUGUAUAUGGGAAUGACUACACUGCUGUGUUAUUCUAUCGAAAGCAUCAAUUUAACGACCAUUCUUAGGGAGCCCUCACUCUCACAAAGUUGGAGACCCCUGCUCUAAAUCAAUGUGAAGACUCUUAGGUGCCUAGUUAGUGAUCUUCUACCAUCUGCUUGUAUGAAAUUUAAAGUUGGGGGAGUACAUUUGUAAAUUCAAAACAACCUACAGAGUAUUGUAUUAAAUAUAACUACUGAACCAAAUAAGGACUGGACUUUGACUCACAGCUACUUUCCAUUUAAAAUCUAAAUAUUUGGGCAUAUUUAGAAUUUCAAAACAGGAUUCAUGUAUUUCAGUGCUGUGGUCUUUGUUCAGUUAGUAUUUAGGAAUGAGAACAACUGCUGGCUGAUGAUACAUGACACAGAGGCCCUCCUCUCUGAGAGACUGCUCCACUCAGUCACUGGGAUUCUGACCUUGCUUACAAUGUAAGCUUAGUUUGUACACUCAAAACAUCUUUAUCGCAGAAAACAAAUCACAAUUAACCACCACACACAGUGACGUCAUUCUAGUGUGUUGUGGUUAAUUGUGAGGUUUUACUACAUGGUCCUGCAACCUACCAGCAUCUGACUGUUGUUGGCAGUGCAUGGGGUUUACGAUCUUGUUUCAGAGUCAGAAUGUACCCAAAUGAAUACACUAAAUGGUUCAAAGUGAUCUGUAUCAAAUAAGUUUUUCUAUAAAAAGUCCAUCCAGGAAGUUGCAAAAGCUACAAUUAACACAAUUCUGCGUGACCCCACAAUAUUGUCCAAUCCAACUUUUGGACAGAUUUGACCAAUCAGUGUAGUUUCCUGCAGGUUUGAGACAUAAAAUGGAAAUUAAAUUCCACUGCAACAAGUUGCUUUGAAUUUUUAAUUGAAUUAAUGAGAAAAACUGCCUAAAAACAUCACGAGAUGCAUUGCAGUUUUUUAGAAAAGCUGUCGUGAAAUCAGAAAUUUUAGGCCGCAGCAAUCCCAAAGAAGCCUGCGAAACCCUGGACAGACUGACAAAGGCCUUUUUGAAUAUCUUUUGGAUUUGGAAAAGAAAAGAAAAAAUAUAUACUGUAUGUAUAAUGAUAGUGAUAAUACUAUCUUUUCUGCUGUAUUGUCAGUACACUGGAGCACAUGUUUGUUGUUUUGCAUCCUUUACAAUCUCAUUGUCAUCUGUCUGACUCAAGCUGAAAGGACAGUGGCAGCAAAACAAAAGUUAGCUGUACGGUAUGUGGAAGCUUUGUUGAGAUUUGUAUUGUUUUUAAUACAUCGCAGCAAAAUGGAAAGAUUUCCUGUGGGAAGUUGAAAGUGAAUGGGUAGAACUUACUGCAGCGUCUUUACAGCUACGGAUGGGUCAUUUAAAAAGUGUACAUUAUGAACAUUAAAAUGUAUUCGACAAGCCUUUAUUUUUAUACAGUAAUGUAUAAGAGCAGAUGAGCAGACUUUAUAAAUAGUAAAUGUUUCCUGACUAAAGAAGUGCUCACUGUCAGUCAGUUAUGAUGGAUUGUAGAACUACUGUGGACAAACUGGUGGCCAAACUUUCUGUAUACAUUAGGCCUAAACUGUGGACAUUAAUGUGCAUAUUCAUAUUUAUGUUCAUGGAAAAUACUUUGUAUAAUAUUUUCAAUUAAAAGAGAGAUGGUGAAA